Molecule: messenger RNA, 1419 nt
Organism: Trichoderma aggressivum f. europaeum
Lineage: Eukaryota; Fungi; Ascomycota; Sordariomycetes; Hypocreales; Hypocreaceae
Exons: 2
Coding region: 1-1419 (472 amino acids)
Biological process (GO): double-strand break repair via break-induced replication; DNA replication initiation; DNA replication
Cellular component (GO): DNA replication preinitiation complex
Molecular function (GO): DNA replication origin binding; single-stranded DNA binding
Source: RefSeq, a predicted model, not a curated record
AUGGACGAGAACCGAAAGAAAGAGUACGAAGCUAGAGCUCAGAAAGUGCGAGCAGACCUGAAGCAAUGGGAGGCAGACUGGGCAAAGACACACGACGGGAAGAAGCCGGGGAGAGAGGACAUCAAGAAUUCUCCCAUUAUAGCCCAGAAAUAUAAAGACUAUAAUAAGCUCCGCGAUAUAAUAGCUGGGAAACUAGUCCCUCCUCCAGACACCUCUACGUCCAAACAGAAACACGAGAAGCGUAAAUCGAACGGUGCACCAGUUGGAACUCCUAUGAAGCGAGCAAAGCAUGCCGAGACCCCUUCGAAGCGAUUGGCUCCAAACGGCGAGGAAUAUAUGAAUAGUCCGGCAAUCUCCAGAAAGCUCUUUAGUCCGGCGCCAGUAACGUCCAUUGGACCGACACCUCAACGAGAUGGCAAGGUCCUUGGUUUAUUCGAUUUACUAGUGGAAAGGGAGAUGAAAAGCCCAAUAAAGGGGGCGAGUAACCCAGCCAGUUCCUUCGCAACCCCCAGUAAGCGCAAAAGCAACUUAUUUGCGGAUGCUGCAGCCAACCUUGGUCGUACUCCAACCUCGACCAGCAAACGAAAACUGUUUUCAACACCAAUGAAGAAGAGAGAAGGGCAGAAUACGGUCGGAACGCCUUCGUCCGUAUCGAAACUACAAUUCGACACUCCCGCGUUUCUAAAGAGACAUUCACUCCCGACCCUCGACGAAAACACAACGUUUGACGCCCCACCGCUAAGGCUACCGCGGAAGCCUUUGGUUCGUGGCUUGAGCGAAAUCGUAGCCAGCCUUCGGAAAGUCGAAGAGGAGCAGUUGGAUGAUGAUCUCGAGGCGCUUCGUGAGGCCGAGGCCGAAGCUGAAGCUGAAUUCGGAGGUCCAAUUCAGCCUCCUGUUAAGCCGCAAAAACAAGAACCAAAGCAGGACAUACUAGAGCCAGAUAGCCAAGCUAAACAGCUGCCGUUGGGUGGAUUUGAUGAUGAAGGAAUGUACGACAGCCCUACAGAAGACGCUGUAGACCGGGACGGACGACCUAUGAAGACAUUCAAGAAGAAGGGCCAGAAGCGAACAACACGACGUGCCAACAUGCGGCCAGUUCGGACCAAACGGCCGACGAACGUGGCAGAGGGCAACGAAAACGGUGCGGAUGAGGACGAAGACGAUACCGUUGCAGAAACACAAGCUCAGACGAGCAGAUCAGAUGUCGCAGGCGAAUCUGACGGCGAUUUCAUAGACGGAGAUGAAGACGAUACCCCAGGCACAAAGGCUAAAAAGCCCGCCAAGGAGGAGGGAGCUGUAAAGAAGACGGGCCGCAAGGUGAACCAACUGGCACAUGCAAACUUUCACAGGCUGAAGCUGCGUAACCAUGGUGCCAAGGGCGGUCCAGGCUAUAACAGCCGAUUCAGAAGGAGGAGAUGA